AUGACUUUAGCAGGCCCCACAGCCAAUUCUGUGUUUGUGAUGGCAACUCACAACAGGUAUACUGUGAUCCUGGGAAGCAUGUCUCAGAUUCCUGUGACUCCACUUAACCAACCCCAAGUCCAACAAAUUCCUGGGAACUCACCUGGUUUGGAGACACGGCCGUCUCUGCAACCUGGCAGGAGAUCCUUAAAAGAGGGAAAAGUUUUGGGGGCCAUCCAGAUCCUGAGUGGCCUGAUACAUAUUAGCCUGGGCAUCAUCAUGGGGACCAUCAUGCGUGGGCCCUACACCGCUUUCUCAUUCUACGGAGGCUAUCCCUUCUGGGGAGGCAUCAUGUUCAUCAUUACAGGAUCACUCUCAGUGGAAUCAGAGAAGCUACCAAGAUUUCCUUGCCUGCUGAAAAUUAGCCUGGGCUUGAAUAUUGCCAGUGCAAUCUGUUCUAUGGUUGGAAUCCUGCUCCUCAUCACAGAUAUGGUUAUCAGCUCCCUAAAUAAGUACAAGGACCCCUACCAUUACAGUGUGGCCUUUGGAGUAUCUACUUCUGCUGUGAUGUUCAUCUUUAGCCUCCUGGAAUGCUGCAUUGCCUGUGUGUCUGCCCACUUUGGCUGCAAACUCAUCUGUUAUUCACGUAACAAAGGCACUGUGGUCUUUCAAACAGUCUAUGUGACACACCCAGUGGCCGAUCCUGAACCAGUGACAUACCCAGUGGCCGAUCUUGAACCAGUGGUCGAUCUUGAACCAGUGAACUCUUCACCAUCUUAUUCCAGUGAAGACUAG
Pipistrellus kuhlii (Kuhl's pipistrelle) is the source of this 774-nucleotide messenger RNA. Its product is annotated as membrane-spanning 4-domains subfamily A member 8. The record is from RefSeq and is a predicted model, not a curated record. The transcript has 6 exons. The coding region runs from base 1 to 774 and encodes 257 amino acids. Lineage: Eukaryota; Metazoa; Chordata; Mammalia; Chiroptera; Vespertilionidae. Gene Ontology annotation, biological process: cell surface receptor signaling pathway. Gene Ontology annotation, cellular component: plasma membrane.